AUGGUGCAAACGGCGGGUAAAUCAAUCCCUGAGCUACCAAAGCCUAACAGUAAGACAACGUGGAACAGUCAACAAUGCAAAGAGUUGAUACGCAUCACUGAGAGAGCGCGAGUCAGUACUCACACAGAAUUAAACCAAGACUUGUACAACGAAUAUCAAAAAAGCGGCGAUAGAAAGUCUUAUGAAGAUCCAUACUUUCUUAGAAGAGUCCAGUUGACCAGCAACGCUAUUUAUUGUUAUGGACUGAAUGAAAUCCGCGACGUAGCUUCUUACAUUCAAUUCCUUCAUGCCGCUAUUGUCAACAUUUGUGAUGAACCAACUUGGGUUGUGCCAGCUCAUACCAGAUGCAAGGUAGAUUUGUUCAACGCCGAAACUGCGUUCGCUCUAGCGCAAGUAAUGGAAGUUGUAGGACAUAUGUUGGAUGGAAACCUCGUCGCCAGAGUGUAUCAAGAAAUUGACAAGCGAGUUUUAACUCCGUACGAGCAAUCUGGACGAUCGGAGUGGUGGUAUACAUCACCCAGCAACUGGAACGGAGUCGUCAAUUCCUCUGUUGGAGCCUGUUUUCUUCUGGUGCCAAUGGAUCCUGAUAGAGCUAUCCGUGGCGUAUCACAAGCUUUGGAGGGUCUGAAACACUAUCUGAACAAAGGCUUUGGUCUUGACGGAGCUACGGUUGAAGGCGUGGGGUAUUGGCAAUAUGGACUAUCCUACCUUACAGCCUUUUUCGAGAUGAUAAGAGCAAGAUCACUUGGGGGUAUUGAUUUACUACAAGAUCCAAGGAUAAUGUCUAUUGCCUCUUCUGCGCGGAAGUUACAACUAGGGCCCAAUAAGUUCGCGCCGUUCGGAGACGCAGAGGAAGACAAGAUGACCUUCAGUCCUGGUUUCAUAUCCAGACUAGCCGAGCGACUGAAUCAGCCUGAACUUCGUAACAUGCUGGCAAUACCAACAGGUGGUUCUUUUUCACAAUCUAAUGUGGCAAUGUCUAAGAGCGCCCUCGUCUUCCGCGAUUUAGCCUGGUGGGACGGCAGUCUACCGCAACCUCCUAUCGAACUGAGUGAUGCCGUCCUGCCCAACACCGGCGUAGCAAGAAUGGUAAUCGGCUCAUCUCAUUCUCCUCAACUUGUUAUCAUAGCGAAGGCUGGCCACAACGGCGAGGAGCACAAUCAUUGUGAUAUUGGGUCGUUUGUUGUGCAUUUCGACGGUGAGAACUACAUAACCGACCCCGGUAAAGGAUUGUAUACAAAGCAGUACUCUGAUCCUAAGACGCGAUACUUAUCGGACUGGCCAAAGUCAAUAAUACACUCAGUCCCCAUCCUCUCACAGCAAAUUCAAGGUGUUGGAAGUGAAUAUUCUGGUACCAUAUCCAAUGUUACUGUCCAGGAUCAUACAAAAAGCAUCCAGAUAGACAUGACCAAAGCCUAUGUGCUUUCGACAUUGAAGUCCUUCCAGCGAGUCAUCAGAGCAUAUGAGGAACCGGAGGGUUAUGUUGUCGAACUAUCCGACACCUUGGAUGCUACUCAAUCAGUCACCGUUCUGGAAGGAUUUAUGACCUAUCUACCAAACCGACAAACCGCUCCAAAUCAGGUUUCUCUGUUUGGAAAGAAUGCCACGCUGGAAAUGACCGUCGUUCAACCUUGCACUGGAAACGAAUUGUUUGUUGUACAGGAACUCGAGGACGUUUGUAGAGAACAAAAGAAAACCAAAAGUUUGUUCAAGAUUAGUCUUUUACUUUAUCGGAAUCUGCAACAGCAAACUGUGAUUGUGAGGUUCACUCUACGCAAAAAUGCUGCAAAGAGCCUGUAA
Molecule: messenger RNA, 1800 nt
Organism: Umbelopsis ramanniana AG
Lineage: Eukaryota; Fungi; Mucoromycota; Umbelopsidomycetes; Umbelopsidales; Umbelopsidaceae
Exons: 1
Coding region: 1-1800 (599 amino acids)
Molecular function (GO): lyase activity
Source: RefSeq, a predicted model, not a curated record